Messenger RNA from Catharus ustulatus (Swainson's thrush), 1830 nucleotides. RefSeq names its product regenerating family member 4 (gene REG4). The coding region runs from base 1116 to 1766 and encodes 216 amino acids. The record is from RefSeq and is a predicted model, not a curated record. The transcript has 5 exons. Lineage: Eukaryota; Metazoa; Chordata; Aves; Passeriformes; Turdidae.
AUCUGAUGGCAUCGCCAGCCCCCGGCUGCAGGCUGUUCCCACAUCCCGGCCUCCCGCAUCCUGCUCGCAAACAUCCCCCGGCAGUUCAAACAAGGGCGGUGUGUGGGUGACGCAUGGCAGAGCCGGGCAGGGCGCGGUGCCAUCCCUCGGUUGGGGACAGGGGCAGUGCCAGGGGCUCGGACCCAUGGCAGGGAUGCUCCGGUCGGGAUCGGGGGAUCACCCCCGGGGCUCACCCUUGCCAGCCCCGGGGCAAUCCAGGGCUGGCCCAGCGGGCAUCCCCGCCAGGUGACAGGCUGCUCUGGGCUGGAAGAUUGCAUCUGUAUCGCGGGAGCAAUUAAUGAUAAUUGCAGAGGCUUUAUUGACCAACUAGGACAGGUUCUUCCUGUCUGCUUCUGAAGAUAUGUUAAAUGCAAACAGAAUGGAGAUCUGGGCAAUUUUCCAGCAAAGUGGGGGUGACGGAGGGGGGUCAGCAGUAAGAUUUUUAUGGUGAGAAUCACAUGAGUUAGGCAAACACAGGUGCUGAUGAACACCGUGCUAUAAAGGGCAGCUCCUCUCCUUUCUUGUCCCGGUGAACCGCGACGAGCCGCUAUUCCUCACCAUCUCCAGGACAACAGGUGAGGAACAGGCCCCUCACAAGGCAGCUGGGACUCGGGAUGCUCAGAGCUCCAGGGCGAGCAGCAGCCGGUCCCUCUCCUCUCCCUGGCAGCCCCCAGGGGAGCUGAGCUCUGCCCUCGCUGGAUGGGGCAGGCUGUGAUGCUGCAUUUUCCAGCCCUGCGCUGACUUUUGUCGCUGCUUCUUUGAGGGGAAGACGAGCUGAAUCUGCAAAUCGGCCGCGGUGCCCGGGGAUUAGCUCGGAUAAAGGGGAACUGCGCUGAUGCGGCCGAUUUGCCUCCCCAGCCUGGGCAGAGCUCAGGGCGUGAAAGCGGGGCCGUGCACGUAGUCCCUGCAGCCCACCUGUGCCACUGCCUGGGUGGGGUCCCCCGACUCGUGUCGGCGACAGCAACCCCCCAUUUGUCCCCACAGAGCAGCUUGGCUCUCCCAGAUGCCUCCUGCCGCGUCUGGGACUGCUGGGGCCAGCACAACCUGCUGCCAGUGCGGGCUGGGGACUGCGAGCCAUGCCUGGGGCACGGGGGGCAGGUGUGGGGCGGCCAGGGAGGCACAGCCUGUCUGCUCCUCCAGGCGCCUCAGAGGGACCAGGCUGGCACUCUCUGGGGACAGGUAGCAUCCCCUGUCCCCAAGGGACAUUGUGUGACCCUCCCGAGCUUUUUCAGGGAGCCAGGAGGAUGGCGGCCGCGGCCAGACUCGCCCUGCUGCUGCUGCUGGGCUGCGUGGGGCUCCUGCGGCCGGUCGGUGGCAGGUACAUAGGCUACUGCCCCCCCGGCUGGUCCUACUUCUAUCUCAGCUGCCUCAAGUACUUUUCCGAGCCUCUGAGCUGGGACGAAGCUGAGAGUCGGUGCGAGGGCUUCCAGGAAGGAGCUCACCUGGCCUGGGUAGAGAAUAUCCACGAGGCAGUCACCCUGCGGAAAGUCAUCUCCUACUACCAGCAGGUGCAGCCCGUCUGGAUCGGACUCCAGAAGAACAAAGAGAGCCAGACCUGGCAGUGGUCGAACGGGAAGGAAUACCGCACGGACAAUGAGAUGCCAGGGAACGGUGCCCGAGGGGGGAGCUGCGCCGCGCUGACCCACAACAGCGAUUUCUCAGUGUGGUCCAGUGACGAGUGCUCCGGAAAGCAUCCCUACGUCUGCAAGUUCUACCCCUUGCACUGAGCACAGCCCCGGCCCGAGCGGGACCCGCGCCCGCGGCGUUCCUCCCGUGCCACCUCCGACUCCU